Microsporum canis CBS 113480 is the source of this 1521-nucleotide messenger RNA. Its product is annotated as carboxylesterase. Bases 1 to 1521 code for a protein of 506 amino acids. The transcript is spliced from 6 exons. The record is from RefSeq and is a predicted model, not a curated record. Lineage: Eukaryota; Fungi; Ascomycota; Eurotiomycetes; Onygenales; Arthrodermataceae.
AUGGCACUCAUGUUCUCCGUUAUUCAGUUGCUCUUCACCAUCCUGCUUGUGCCAGAUGCAGUAACAGGCUCGACGGUGAAGACGACUAGCGGACAAGUAACCGGUCAUGCGUCGACAUCACGGCCAUCGGUGGUCGAGUAUUUAGGAAUUCCAUAUGCAAACGCUCCGGUUGGUGAUCUCAGGUUUGCACCGCCAGUUAGAUUUUUCUCUGAUAAGCCCUUUGAAGCUGCAAACUUUACCCCUAGCAAGCCAAUUAAAUAUCCAAAUGAAACAGCUGUCCUGCGGCCGAUUAUUGAAAAUUUUGCCGGCCAAAAUGUGAAGCCUCAGAGCGAAGAUUGUCUGAAAUUGAACGUUUGGGCGAAGAAAACGUCAUCUAAGAAGAAGCCGGUGUUACUCUGGAUUCACGGCGGGCGUUUUGCUAUCGGUAGUACGAACAGCCUCUUCUACCAAGGUAAAAAUCUAGCGGAUAAGGAAGACGUUAUAGUGGUAUCGAUUAACUACCGCCUCAACGUCUUUGGUUUCCCAGGUGCACCUGGCUUACCCCAGAAUCUGGGGUUGCUUGAUCAGCGGAUGGGAAUAGAGUGGGUUCGGGACAAUAUUGCCGGUUUUGGGGGUGAUCCCAACCGUAUUACUAUUUUUGGCCAGUCUGCUGGUGGCGUGGCAGUUGAUUACCAUACAUACACCUAUGUCAGAGACCCUAUCGUCAACGGUGUCAUAUCUAUGUCCGGAACAGCUUUGAGCAUGACGCCAAAUACUCCAGAGCAAUCACAGAAGUAUUGGUAUACUUUAUCUGAAGCACUUGGAUGUGGCAGUUCCGGGGAUACUCUGCCUUGCGUGAGGUCAAAACCAGCCACAGAUGUUUUAGCAGCAGUAUCCAAGGUACCACCAGAGCCCAGCAAGGCGAUUCCUCAACCGGUAUUCCAUCCGACAGUUGACGAAAAAAUCGUCUUUUCUAACUAUGAAGAACGUGCAUCUAAGGGGAUGUUUGCCAAAGUCCCAUACCUAGUCGGAAAUUGUGACUACGAGGCCGGAUACUAUAAAGUAUCUGCGUAUGCUCAGAAAAUCCCUCUAAGCGAUAAACAAUGGCACUUGUUUAACCUAGCUGGGUUCACAUGCUCUUCUUCUAGAGAAGCGAGAUACCGUGCUGCAAAUGGCGUUCCGGUUUGGCGAUAUAGAUAUUUUGGGCAAUGGCCUAAUUCAAUUCUAUACCCCGGAAGUGGGUCAUAUCACGGCAGUGACGUGUCUCAAUACUUUGGCACAGCGGAGGAUGUCAGUAACGGUACUCAAAAUACAGAUGCUGAGGUUAAAGUUUCAUCGUAUAUGAUGCAUGUGUUUGCAACUUUUGCAGCAAAUUCCCAUAGGGGUUUAUUUAAGCUCGGUUGGCCAAGUUAUAAGAAGAAUGGCAAGGUGGGACUGGCUUUUAGGAACCGAGCUCAUCCUACGUAUUUCCCUCCUUUUGUAUCGGAUAAGGAUUGUCGGCUGGUUGGCACGGAUUCAUCUUAUGCUCAAGGCGGGUUCUAA